Molecule: messenger RNA, 829 nt
Organism: Rubroshorea leprosula
Lineage: Eukaryota; Viridiplantae; Streptophyta; Magnoliopsida; Malvales; Dipterocarpaceae
Source: the annotation of a GenBank genome assembly
AUGGGCGGGCAAGAAAUAGGAACGGGCUAAAGAGGUUAAAGAACUUGGAGCUGGCACAACCGGGUCAGGCAUAGGAGAAGAUGGAAAAGGAGGUGUUGCAGUUGGAUCCGGACUCGGUUCUGGAUAAUAAGGAUUAUAAGCAGGCAAGGCGGGGGCUAGAUAUAGGUGCAGAUUCAGUGGGUGGGUAUGAGCUCGGAGCUAGCACAACCGAAUUGGGCAUAGAAGGAGAAGGUGGCGAAAUAGGAACUACAUCCGGACCCGGUGCCAGCACUUCCGGACCAGGAAAAUAAGCAGGAAGAGGCGGGCGAUAUAUGGGCGUGAAUUCAGAAGCGGGUGGGUAAGAACUGAGUUGACGCCACCGGGUAAGUUAUAGGGGAGCGAAGGCGGGUAAACGGGCACUGAAUCCGAAACUGGAUUUGGACUCGGGCUAUAAGAAGGGGAAACGGGUAAUUGUGGUGGAAAAUCUGGGGCUGGCCCCAGGAGAAUAUGGGCUGGUUGCUGCAGAAUUCUUCACUGUUGCAAAAGUGACAAGGAGAAAUGGAAGGGACAUGUAAGUUAGGGAAGCCAUAGUCGAGGUACUUCCUGGGGUGGAUUUGAGCUGGAGAUGUUAUAAUUUAUAUGUUUCAGAAACUAUGAAAACAUCGAUGUUCUGUAUUUGGGUUUGGACUUUGGAUGGUACGGUCCUCUGUUUUGUUAAUGGAAGAUGGUCUUCGAAAAUGGAUAGUGCGGAUCGAGGAAGAGAAACCAGAGAGAUCGAAAUGCAUGCAGCCAAAUGCAGACUUCAUUGUUAUGAUCUAAAACAUAGAGAAAAUAGAAAAAUCACAAAGCA